AUGCUGAAGCUCGUCACAUACACUCCCAGGAUCGCAUCGAAACUGCUGCACAGCUCCUCCAAAAUGUCGCCAGCUUUUACUCUGUAUGGCGCCCGCGGUUCGACCAACACGGACCGUGUCCGUCUAACCCUCGCUGAGGGUGGCUUCACAGACUACGAGCUCGUUCUCAUCAACCUGCACAAAGGUGAACAAAAGGUGCGUCAACGAUAUCUUCUUCUCUUUUCUUCUUCCUCCCACUAUGAAGCUAUCCCUUACGCUGCCGCCUACCAUCAGUCCGGAGAAAACCUGAAGCGUCACCCGUGGGGUAAGGUUCCCGUCGUCACGUUCCCCGACGGCUUCACCCUCUACGAGAGCCGCGCCAUCGGCAAGUACCUCGCCAAGAAGUACUCAUUCCCGCUGCUGCCCUCGGACUCUGACGCCGAGGCUGCGGCGCUGUUCGACCAGGCGCAGUCGGUGGAGACGCUUUACUUCGCCGACCCGGCGGGCCGAAUUGGGUACGAGAAGUUCGUCAAGAAGUUCAUCGAGUUGCCCGCCGACGAGGCCGUCGUCUCAGCCGCCCUGCGGUCCGUCGAGGCGUUCUUCGACGUCGCGGAGCGUGCGCUGCAGCAUAGCGACUACAUGGCCGGGAAGGACUUCACCCUCGUCGACAUCAACUACAUUCCGCUCGUUCAACGGCUGUUUGCGUGCGGAUACGGAGACGUCAUCCUCGGCCGCAAGGCCGUGCAAGCUUGGUGGGACCGAGUCAUCAACAGGCCAGCCAUCCAGCAGCUGUUGACCGCGGACAGGGAGGCUAUGACCGCCGCGCGUGGAUAG
This is a messenger RNA of Colletotrichum destructivum, 813 nucleotides long. RefSeq names its product Putative glutathione S-transferase, Thioredoxin-like superfamily, glutathione transferase family. Gene Ontology annotation, cellular component: cytoplasm. Bases 1 to 813 code for a protein of 270 amino acids. Gene Ontology annotation, biological process: glutathione metabolic process. Gene Ontology annotation, molecular function: glutathione transferase activity; glutathione binding. NCBI's taxonomy places the organism in Eukaryota, Fungi, Ascomycota, Sordariomycetes, Glomerellales, Glomerellaceae. The record is from RefSeq and is a predicted model, not a curated record. The transcript has a single exon.